This is a messenger RNA of Vigna radiata var. radiata (mung bean), 6173 nucleotides long. Its product is annotated as helicase protein MOM1. Bases 392 to 5743 code for a protein of 1783 amino acids. Lineage: Eukaryota; Viridiplantae; Streptophyta; Magnoliopsida; Fabales; Fabaceae. The transcript has 8 exons. Gene Ontology annotation, biological process: heterochromatin formation. The record is from RefSeq and is a predicted model, not a curated record.
AUGGGAGUAAGCUGGUCGAAUUGAAUGGUUGUAACACCUGUAAUUUUACAUACAAACUACACAACAUAUUCUUGUCGGGUUUAUCCGUUACAUGGUCUUUUUUUUUUUCGUAAACAAUUACAAUUAGUUACUUUAAAAUGCCCUUUUCCUUGUUUUAGAAACAAAUAGUAUUAGGUUGUUCAGAAAAGUUGUUCUGGUUUUUCCGGGGGAUACCUGAAGCGUGGUAGUGCUGGGUGAAUCCCCUCCAUGGUAACAUAGCAUCAAACUACCAGAAUAGUAACCUUUGAAGUGAGUAAAAUUACUCUCUGAGCUCACCAUUUUCUGCACCUUGUCUCUCAAACAGUUAUUGUUAGGGAAUUAGGGUUAGUGAAUUUGGUUCCAGCACUAGGAAAUGGCGGACGAUACCGAUUUCUGUUGCGUAAGGGAGAAAAGACUGGUGACGAGGUCUUCGACAGAGACAUUGUCGAAGAAAGUUGCUGCGAGCACUUCCGCCUCUCCAAAUCGCAAGUCGGAGCGGCUUGAGAAAAGGUCUCCACCGUCGUCCGGGGGCAUAAUGGAUCCGAAGAGGAAGUUGAAGACACUGAAUCCGUUGAGGAGAUCCGAGAGAACGAGGAGCGCUUCUCCUUCGGAUCCUUCUGCUUCCAGAAGUUCGGGUUCGGAAAAGCAGCAGAAGAAGCAUUGCACUGGGAAGCGGUUGUUGUUUGAAGCCAGCAAGGAUCGGGACGAUGGAGAUGAGGAACGAGGCAUGGAUGAGGAACGAGGCAUGGAAGCUUCUUCGAGACCCAGAACUAGGAGAGUGACUGAGCAUUGCCAUGUGAAGACAAAUGGGAUGGAUAGGUCAACUGAAGAAGGUGAUGACGAGGGUGGGAGCAAGACUGAUGGCUGUCUUAAAGGGAACUAUUUAGAUUCUGCCAAUGACGAUAUGGAUAUUGAGCUGCCUGAAGAUGCCACCGGUAAAGAGAUGAGAGCUGAGCCUAAGUUGAGUGAGCCAGUGAAAGAACUGUCAGAUUAUGAUGUGACUGUAAAUCCAUUGGUACCGUCUAAUACUGCAAGUUGUGAGCCCAGUGGGUUACCUGAAAAGGUUCGGUUUGAUUCAUGCAAAGAGGAGAGAUCACAAAGUUUAGGGUCAAGGGAUUUCAUAUCAAAUGAAAAUUUGAUUAGGGAACGUAUUGAGCUUGAUAAGGAUGAAAAAUCAAUAUCUUCUAAGAGAAAAAAAACAAUGGUGGCCAUGCAUUCAGAUGCUUCUACUUUGUUGGUGGACAAUGACAAUAACAGCAACUUGUUUGAGGAUACUCGCCCGUCAAGGAUAUGCAGCAAUGUUGUGGAGACCAGUGGGUCAUGUUCCAAAAGGAUAAGGCAGAUCUCCUUAGCAGAUGUGAAAAAGGAUCAGAGGAAAUCGACUGAUAAUGUUGACCAGUCCCCUUCAAAGAUAUCCACUAGGAACAAGAAAGACUCGGAGAGACCUCAAAUGAACACUGCUGAAACUUACAAAAUAAGGAAACAGCAGAGGAGCUUACAUCUUUUACUGAAGCCAGAGAUAGCAAAUCUUUGUGAAAUUCUGCAUCUCCCUGAUAAUGUCAAAAGUAUGGUUCAAAAUUGUCUUGAAUAUACUAUGAACAAUUACCACAUCUUUACAGAACCAUUGCCAAUAUUACAGGCUUUUCAGCUAUCUCUGUGUUUGACAAUUGCUGCUUUGCUAAAUCACAAACUCAACUUUGAAGCUUCCCUUUUGCUUGCAAAGCAGCAUUUGAAUUUUGACUGCAAAAAAGAAAUUGUAGAGGAAAUCAAUUCAAGGCUUUGGGAUCUGAAGGAAAGUUUUUUAUCGCUCAAAGGAAACUCUAAUGUUGCUGGCUGUGCAAAGGCUUCUGAAUCGUCAAGUGGGGUUUAUUCAUAUAUUGAAGUGACACCUGAGGAUGAAUUGGUAAAAGUUGAUAAUUCUAUAAAUAUUAAAACCGUUCAGAAACGUAAAAGCCAGUGGAACAAGCUACUUCUGAUGCAAAGGGAAGAGAGGAUAAAGUUAAAAAAAGAUAUUGAGAAUGAAAAUGCUGAAAUUCAGAGAAGGCACCAGAUAGAGUGGGAAGCUAUUCGAUCAUGUUCUCCCGAUGAUUUGACUAAAGAUGGAAAGCUUCAGGCUUCCAAAAGUGCUUACAUGAAAAGAACUGAAGAAUUGAAUAGGCAGCAAGAAAUACGUCUCAAGGAUCUUGAGGUCAAGCAAUUAAAAGCAAGGCUGAUGUUCCAAGAGUCUUCAGCACCAUAUGAAUUGUUAAACCCAAUUGCUUCGAUCAAACUCGGGCCAGUGGUCAAAUCCUUACAGAUUUGUGAUCAAGCCCAACAUCAUAAUGCUCCAAAAGUCCUUGCGUCUGAUACAGUGGAAGUCAAGGCAAGGAUUGAAUCUGGGGUUGGAUUAUCUGAAGCUCCCGAUGCCAAUGCCUCUGUUGUUGCACCAUUCAGUAGCACAGUUGAACUGCAAACUCGUCUUGUUAAACAUGCUGAUGAUGAGAUGGACAUAGUCUCUUCAAAAGAUGGACUAGUAUCUGAAAUUAAGUGCAGUAAUAUUGUUGAAAAUGUAUAUGAAAGUCAUGGAAAUGUUAUAUCUAAACAUUCCAAAUCCAGAGAGCAACGUUCUGAUAGAGCUAUUAGAGUGCCAGAAAGGGAAGAGUAUGUAAAUUUUAAUCAUGAAUCUCAUAAUGAUUCUAGGCAGGAUGCUGUAAUACAGGUUCUUGCUUCAUAUAAUGAAGACAUAUGUCACGGGGAAACACUAGAUGUUCUUAGUGCAGAGGUGGCUCCUUCAGUCUGUAACACCAGCAGUUCUGAGAAUGAUCUUGUUGAAAUUCCUUCUUCUAGGCAAAGGGAACUAAAUGGGACUAUACAGAUCAAGCCUGUGUGUGGAUCAUCAAUAGAAGUUGAUGGUAAUGGUUCCAAUGAUGGUGCAAAAAAUAUGGCCUUAUUGAAUUCUCAGUCAUCCGAAGAACAUAUUCCAAGUGUAAAUACCAUGUGCACACCAUAUUGUGAGAAUACUGCACAAAUUCAUGACGCUGAUAACAAUUAUGGUUCAAAGAAUGCUGACAUUAUGAACUCAUCUUUGUGUGAUGAAAGAAUUUCCUCCUGGAAUUCAAAAUCACCUCAAGAUUGUGUCCAUAAUGAAAAUGGCAAGCACACUCUAGAUUGUGAAAAUUUUUCCCUUGAUGGUGGUGGUUCAGAUAAUUUUAUUCUUAAUUCUCCUUUGGUUGAUGAGAGAAAUGCUGAUAGGACCAUAAUAUUACAUAGAGAUGCACAUGUGGGAAUACAUGAGGCUGUCAAUUUGACUUCAUCCACUGAGCAAAUAUCUGGUGCAGUAAAUGACUCAGUUUUUGAUAGUGUGUUGCCAAAACCAUAUGGAGAGGAUAGUUCCAGUAAUAAUAGCUCUGAUGCUAAUUCUAUUCUUUCAAAUCAAACUUCUAUAGAGAAACAAAAUCUUGAUGGAGUCUCAUCAAGCAUACCUAUUAGACAAAUUCCAGUUGGAGUGCCAGAAACUAAUGAGAGGGCCAUUGUAAAUGUAUUAGAUGAGGAGGAAGCUAGUUGGAUGCCUGACGCUGUCAAUUACCCUGACAAUGUAAUUCCUCAUAAUUCUUCAUCCAUGGAUCAAUUAGUUAAUGGAGAUCCAGUAUUUGAUGGCAGUUUGUCAUCAAAGACUUGUACUACAAGCCCAAGCAAUAACAAGAACCUACCUGAUGAACACGUUUCUGUCUUGAUGCCAGAAAAUAGCCUUGGAGAGGUUGAAUUCCAAUUGACAAACAACGUGGAUAGAAGUGCCACAUUGGACCAGCAGGAAGGAGUAUGUACAACCAUGACUGAAAACAGUUCGUACCAGGAGACUCCAGUAUCUAGACCUGUUGAUGUUAUGGAGUCUCUAGAACAAGUGCCAUCUUUAUCAUUUGUGGAGUCUCCUCCUGAUCUGGAUACUUCUAGAGAAACACGGAACUAUGUAGUAUCUACUGUUGUUGAUGUUGUACAAGCUAAUCAAUCCAUUAAUGAUUCACUGGUCAUGGAGCCUCCACAGGAGGGGCAAUUUCCUUCUGUGGGUUUCUUCUCUUCCAACUGGGACCUAUCCAACUUGCCUUUGGUGACCAGAACUGAAGAUCAGCCACACAAUGAAGAUGAUCUCAUCGGCCAUGUUCCUGGAACAUUAAUUGAGAUUCAAAAUCAAACUCGUGUGCAACAUCCCUCAAAUUCAGACCAGCAGGAAGGAGUGUGUAGAACCAUGAAUGGUAACAGUUUGUCCCAGGAGACUCCAGUAUCUUUAUCAGUUGAUGAUCUCAUGGAGCCUCUUGAAGAAGUGCAACCAUUAUCAUCCUUAGAGUCUCAACCUGACCAGAAUACUACAAUAGAAAUGCAGAACAGUUUGGUAUCAAGUUCUGUUGAUACUGUACCAGCUAACGUAUCUACAGAUAAUUCACUGGUCAGGGAACCACCCGAGAAGGAGGGUCAGUUACCUUCUGCAAAUGUCCUUUCUUCCAAUGAUGGAGACCUGUCUAUCUUGCCUACAGUGACUGGAACUGAAAACCAGCCAUCCAUUGAAAAGGAUUUUCCCAACCACAUUCCCGAGACAUCAAUUGAGAUUCAAGAUCACGAUGUUGUGCAAUGCGCCUCAAAUGUGGAAUUGGAUCCAGCCUCAAAUACGAACUUGGUUUCGCAAGAGCUUGCUGGAGUUAGACAACAGUCUUCAAACACAAGAAACCAGUCAACUCUCACAGAGAUUAAUAAUCAUCCUAUACAACCUGCAAGCCAAUCAGAUUCCAGGAUUAUUCAACGUUUAGCUCUUGAUCCGUUUAACUGUGAAAUGACAAGACUACAUCAACUGGCGGAGGAUAAUAAGAAAGACUUUGAAGAAAGGAAAUUGAAGUUGAGACAGGAUUUUGAGAAGGAACUCGAGGAACUUUACAAGAAGUUUGACAUUAAACACAAGGAGAAUGAAGCUGAAGUACAGAAAGUAAGGAAGGACCUGGACAAACAACAUAGCAUAGUUAAUGUAAAUAUGAAAUUGGCUGAGGCUUGUAGGGUUAAAUCCAUGGAUUUUACACUACCUGGUGCACCAAACAUGCACAAAGAUGCAAGUUCUGUUCAGCAAUUAUUUCAGGUUGCAAGUCCACAAAAUGCCACUGCGUUCAAUGUGGUUGUCGGACCAUCUUCUCGGGAGUAUUCUGCAGCCAGCUUGCAGAGUUCCUAUGCUACAACUACCUCACAGACUACGGUACCACCAAUACAAGCCACGUACAGUACGCCCGGAACAUUCUCCGUUACUUCUUCAAGACUACCACGUAUCAACCCCCUCUCUUCACUCUUGGGAAAUGUUCAAACUGGUGGGGAGAUACGUGCCCCUGCACCACAUCUCCACCCUUAUAGAACACCAACGUCUGUCCCAGCCUCCACUUUCUGUACAGUUCUGCGUGGGAGAUCAAGUCAGCCUGCACCCGGUAAUAUUCCUGUAACUUCCCCCCCGUUUUCUUACCAGACACCCUGGCCAGCGCUGGCAACCCUUCCAUCUGUUCUACACGGGGGGCUUUGGCCACCCACUUUACCUGCCAUUAAUCCUCACACUGAUCCUAACAGUCAACACGGCAUAUAUUGGCCAAAUGUUCGGCCACAUAUGCCAGAUUUGCCUACGAUGAACCUUUCUAAAUGUGACAAAAGUAGUACAACGCCAGCAACCUCAGCUCAUCCAGCUACAUCAUCUGAUGUAGUCUGUUUAUCAGAUGAUGAAUGACAUGAGGAAGUAUUUGCGCAUUUGGCCUAACACUAGGCAAUUAUAAUAUCUCUUUCUUUCCCCUCAUUGAGGAGCUUCUAACAAGAAUUAGGAAGGUAGAAGUUGUUGCGGUGCCCGUGCUGGUUCUGGUACCGUGCUCACCUGUUUCUAUUAUGUUGUAAUUAUUAUUUAUUUUAAAUAUAUAUAUAUAUGCAAUGUAAUUAGUUUUAUUAGGCUCCUGAAUUACAGUGAAGGUUGUGCUACUUUUUCGGUGGAGCGGGUGAGGAGUAUUCCAUGAAAUGAAGCGUUGUUCAUAACUUCGUAUCAUUUUUUAAGUUAAAUAUGGAAUACUUGUUAAUGUUGUGUAAAUAAGUGCUCCGUCAGUCUUCUCUAAGCAAAGUAAUUCAUUAAUAUACAAGUUAAGAGUACUUCUCUUAGGCUGUUUGGGAAA